Molecule: messenger RNA, 409 nt
Organism: Rhododendron vialii
Lineage: Eukaryota; Viridiplantae; Streptophyta; Magnoliopsida; Ericales; Ericaceae
Product: NAD(P)H-quinone oxidoreductase subunit 2, chloroplastic-like
Exons: 3
Coding region: 35-409 (124 amino acids)
Source: RefSeq, a predicted model, not a curated record
GCAUCUUCUUCUCAAAAUCUUAGCUAUUCUUAUCAUGAUAUUGGGAAACCUCAUUGCUAUUACUCAAACAAGCAUGAAACGUAUGCUUGCAUAUUCAUCCAUAGGUCAAAUUAGAUAUGUAAUUAUUGGCAUAAUUGUUGGAGACUUAAAUGAUGGAAAUGCAAGCAUGAUAAUUUAUAUGUUGUUCUAUAUCUCUAUGAAUUUAGGAACUUUUGCUUGCAUUGCAGGUCUAUAUUUCUUGGUUUUAAUAAGACUCAUUACAAGCACUCUUUCUGUCUACUAUUAUCUAAAAAUAAUCAAAUGCCUUGGUAGUGAAAUGGUAGACACACGAGACUCAAAAUCUCUUGCUAAAAAGCGUAGAGGUUCGAAUCCUCUUCAAGGCAUAAUAUUGAGAAUGCUCAUUGAAUGA